Messenger RNA from Sitophilus oryzae (rice weevil), 4657 nucleotides. Its product is annotated as ATP-binding cassette sub-family A member 3-like. Gene Ontology annotation, biological process: transmembrane transport; lipid transport. Gene Ontology annotation, molecular function: ATP binding; ABC-type transporter activity; ATP hydrolysis activity. The record is from RefSeq and is a predicted model, not a curated record. The transcript has 19 exons. Bases 90 to 4505 code for a protein of 1471 amino acids. NCBI's taxonomy places the organism in Eukaryota, Metazoa, Arthropoda, Insecta, Coleoptera, Curculionidae. Gene Ontology annotation, cellular component: membrane; intracellular membrane-bounded organelle.
CAUAACCUAAAUUGUUUUCCUGCUGAUUCGUAGCAGGAAUUAGAUUCUAAAAGAUUUAAGCUUAAUAUUAUCACAUAAUCUUAUCAUAUAUGUCUAGUUCGUCGCGUUAUCAUUACGAUUUAAUUGACAAUGUCGAAUCAGAUAGCGAUAAUGUUCCUGGAUAUGCAGGUACCAUGGCGGGAAACUUUAACAAGUUUCGCCUGCUAUUGUGGAAGAACUGGGUACUGCAGUACAGGAAACCGAUCCAGACCAUAGUAGAAAUUCUGUCCCCCGUCAUAUUUUCCAUAUUAUUGGUACUAAUCCGAACGGUAGUCGAUCCUGAACCACACGAUGCCAUAGUUUAUAAUUCAUUCUGUACAUUGCCAAUCAGUAUUCCUGGAUAUUGUGAUCUACCGAACAAUGCAGUUAGUAGACGUCUAAACAGAACUAAGUUUCUGAAAAAGUUUCAGUUGGCGAACGACGAAAGAGUUAAUGAUGACGAUCCUACCUCAAACUACAUAAUUCCGAUGAACUUAAUAUAUUCCCCGCAAAAUGAAGAGAUUGACAAAAUUAUGGCGAUAUUCCAACAGCUUUUCACCAACGUCACCGAUUUUCCAAGUUCUGCCGAAUUGGAAGCUUACUACGUCACCUACGGAAGCAACAAAAUCUACGCGGGGAUUCAAUUUAACGACAGUUAUGCCAACAAAUCAUCAUUGGAUGACAGUUUCGAUUUGCGUAUUAGAUUUCCAGCUGAAUUACGUACUUCAAGUAUAGCUCUAGAUAUAAACGACUGGAAAACCAACUUGGUGUUUCCUGUAUAUCAAUCAACCGGCCCGAGAUCAUAUGCCAAUGCCACUGGAGGGAUUCCAAACUACUACAACGAAGGUUUUCUUUCACUCCAGCACAUCGUCUCAUUCUCUACUCUUCUGAUAAAAAAAGGAAUUACUAUUCCCGAUUUAACGACUCCCGCUGGCAUAGCAAGCUUGAUUUUACAAUUACAGUUGAACAACAUCAAAUUACCAGCUUUUUAUAUGAGGAGAUUUCCUUAUGCCCAUUGGCAAAACGAUCCGCUGUUGACACCGCUGAAAAGUUUCGUCGGUAUCAUUAUCAUGUUGAGUUUUGUUUACACCUGCAUCAACACAGUGAAGGCCGUCACAGCCGAAAAAGAAAAGCAACUAAAGGAGGCAAUGAAAAUUAUGGGCCUACCCAACUGGCUACAUUGGACUGCCUGGUUCCUGAAAAGUUUAAGCUACCUCCUAGUCUCGAUCAUUUUAAUGGUGGUCCUGCUGAAAGUCAGAUGGUAUACCAAUACGGAGUUUACGGUUUUCACCUACGCUAAUCCGUUUGUCAUAUUGCUGUUCCUAUUUUGUUACAUAUGCGCCACUAUUACUUUCUGCUUUGCCAUAAGCGUAUUCUUUUCUAAAGCAAACACUGCCGCAACUAUUGCCGGGUUAGCCUGGUUUUUGUCUUAUGCACCUUACUUAUUUCUACAACAGAAUUACGAGUACCUACCAUUAGGUACAAAACUAGCUACCUCGUUGGGUUCUAACACGGCUAUGGCCUUUGGAUUCCAACUGAUGCUGAUGUUUGAAGGCACAGGAGACGGUGUACAGUGGGACAAUAUAUGGAGCCCUAAUACUCCUGACGAUACUCUUACUUUGGGACAUCUAAUGGUGAUGCUGGUAAUAGACUCAAUAAUUUACCUUCUAGUAGCUUUGUAUGUAGAAGCUAUCUUUCCUGGAGAUUAUGGCAUACCCCAGCCUUGGUAUUUUCCAUUCACAUCGUCUUACUGGUGUGGGAAGAAUCAUGUUGCCGUCGAAGAUCUCGGCAGUUCGGAGCAAGACAGCGAAUUUUUCGAAGGCGAACCGAAAAACCUACGCGUCGGUAUCCAAAUCAACAAUCUGAGGAAGGUGUUCGGAAAAAAGGCCGCCGUUCGAAACCUGUCGCUCAACAUGUACCAAGACCAAAUCACCGUUCUCUUGGGCCACAACGGCGCAGGAAAAACGACCACAAUGUCCAUGUUGACGGGGAUGUUCCCGCCGAGCGGUGGUACCGCUGUGAUCAACGGGUACGACGUAAGAACCGAUAUAGAUGGAGUGAGGAAUAGUUUGGGGCUGUGUCCUCAGCACAAUAUCAUUUUUGACGAGCUCACAGUGGCGGAGCACCUGUAUUUCUUCAGCAGGUUGAAGGGUAUGUCGGGCAGUGAAAUUAAUGAGGAAAUCAAUAAGUACGUGGAGUUGCUCGAGUUACAACCAAAGAGAGACAAGAAAUCAAGUACGUUAUCUGGAGGCAUGAAGCGAAAACUUUGUGUCGGUGUUGCACUAUGCGGUAACUCCAAAGUAGUGAUGCUGGACGAACCCACAGCUGGAAUGGAUCCUUCAGCGAGAAGAGCUUUGUGGGACUUAUUACUCAAACAAAAAUCAGGCAGGACCUUAUUACUAACCACGCAUUUUAUGGAUGAGGCUGACCUACUAGGUGACCGUAUAGCUAUCAUGGCCGGUGGGGAACUGCAGUGUUGUGGUACCAGUUUCUUCUUGAAAAAGAAAUACGGAGCUGGAUACCAUCUUAUAAUGGACAAGUCGAUUCAGUGCGACCCCAAUAAUGUAACUCAACUUUUAAGAAGACACAUUCCUGGAAUUUCCAUUCACACUAACAUCGGGUCGGAACUUACAUAUCUUCUAGUAGAAAGCCAGUCUUACAUUUUCGAGAAAAUGCUGAAAGACUUAGAAGAUCACAGUAGGCAGCUCGGUAUCAAUAGUUAUGGGAUUUCAUUAACAACCUUGGAAGAAGUUUUCAUGAAAGUAGGAGCUGAUCAUGGGCAAGAAGAACUAUAUAAUUCAAGCGAAAAAGAAUUAAAUGGAAAAAUUCAUUUGGAGAAUCCUCAGACAAAAGUUGAUAUUGAUCUAGCUCCGAAACCAAUCACAUCCUUCGACUUCUUCCUCAAUCAAUUCAUGGCGAUGACAAUGAAGAAAAUCUUGUCGACCUACAGAUCCUGGAUUCUCCUGGCCAUCCAGAUUUUUAUGCCGGUCAUUUUUCUGAUAAUCGCCAUAGUCGUCGUGCGUCAGCAAUCAAACUUUGGCGACCUCCCUGCGAUGCCCCUUACCUUGGACAGAUUCGACAAUCCUACUGUUCUAAUGGAGUAUAGCGGAAACGAUGAAUACGUCCAGCAAUAUGAGAAUGUCGUAGGGUCUGUGUACGAGAAAGUGGACAACAUUACCUCGACCAUGCUCGAUUUAACAGCAAGAACACCAGUUACAGCUAGAAGAACCUACGUUGUAGGAGCAGGCUUCGAAGCAAUUGACAGCAGCAAUAGUCUUAGUCAAAUAUUUGACGUUAAUUUCACUGCCUAUUUUAACAACGACCCAUACCACACUCCCGGAGUUACGCUAGGACUAGCACUAGACACCAUGUUUAAGAAAGCACUGAACAGUGAUAGUGGUAUUCGGUUUUUCAACCACCCUAUGCCUUACAAUGCACAGUCAAGAAUGAGUCAAAUAACAUUAGGAAACAAUAUGGGUUUCCAAUUGGCUUUCAACAUAAGCUUUAGUAUGGCCUUCGUAUCUUCGUUCUAUAUAUUAUUUAUCGUUCGAGAACGAGUCUGCAAUUCGAAACAUCUACAGUUUGUCUCUGGAGUAAAGGGAUACGUUUUUUGGCUGAGCACUCUUUUAUGGGAUUUCGUCACAUUCCUGAUCACUGCCCUGGCUUUGGUCAUCACGUUGCUGUGUUUCCAAGAGGACGGAUUUAAAACUGCCAGUGAUAUAGGUAGGAUAUUUGUUACUUUGGUGUAUUUUGGCUGGAGCAUGCUGCCUAUGAUGUAUAUUGCCGGAUACUUUUUCGAUAUACCAUCGACAGGAUAUACAAGGAUGACUUUAUUCAGCAUUUUUACAGGUGUGGCUGCUUAUCUAAUAGUCCAGGUACUGUCAACUCCCGACCUAGGAUUGGAACAUAUCGGCAAUACACUGAACUGGAUAUUCCUGGCCGUUCCACACUAUUCUUUGGCAACGGGGAUUCGUGAUAUUUACACUUUGUACUUUUACAACAAAAUCUGCAAAGAACUCUACGCAAACUGCCAAUUAGUUACACCAGACAUUUCCUAUGACGAGUGCAUAGAUAAUGUCGGAGCACAAUCCUACUGUGCAGAUUUAGAUGAACACUAUUUCAAAUGGAAAUCUCCGGGUAUAGGAAGAAACCUUGUAUAUUCCUUCACCGUAGGUUUCGUACUACUCACCAUCAUUCUAAUAAUCGAAUACAAGGUAUUCUCACAAAUCGCCUACUUCGUGAGACAAAGUACUUUCCCAAAGACCCACACCCCGUACCCGACGAAGAUAGCGACGUCCAUAACGAAAAGUCAAAAUCCAAAACAGUUCCCAAGUGGAACUGUUCCACAAUUACACCAUGGUGGUACAAGACUUGACAAAGUAUUACGGAAACUUCUUGGCCGUGAACGGGCUAUGCUUGGGUAUAAAAAAAUACGAAUGCUUCGGAUUGUUGGGGGUGAACGGUGCCGGGAAAACCACCACCUUUAAGAUGCUCACUGGAGAUAUCAGGAUAUCGAAAGGUGAUGCUUAGGUCAACGGAAAGAGCAUCAAACGACACGUGGAAGACGUUCAAAAGCUCAUAGGUUACUGUCCUCAGUUCGACGCUCUGUUGGAUGAUAUGACGGCAAGAGAAACGUUAA